Mugil cephalus (flathead mullet) is the source of this 801-nucleotide messenger RNA. It is a transcript of the gene smim7, whose product is annotated as small integral membrane protein 7. NCBI's taxonomy places the organism in Eukaryota, Metazoa, Chordata, Actinopteri, Mugiliformes, Mugilidae. The transcript is spliced from 5 exons. Bases 87 to 314 code for a protein of 75 amino acids. The record is from RefSeq and is a predicted model, not a curated record.
AGCAGAAGGAGAAACUCUAUUGGUCAGUUUUCUGAUUACGUUGACGAACGCGGAAGUGGGAUAAUCGCUGAUGUGACGUGAGCAAGAUGAUCGCGGAUCUGUUAAUAUUCGGGACUUUGCUGGUGAACGCAGGGGCUGUGCUGAAUUUCAAGCUCAAGAGGAAAGAGGGACAGGGAUUUGGAGAUGAGUCCAGAGCACUAACGACAGGUGACAAUAUCAGAGAGUUCCUGCUCAGCCUGCGAUACUUUCGGAUCUUCAUCGCUCUGUGGAACGUCUUCAUCAUGUUCUGCAUGAUCGUAUUGUUUGGGUCAUGAUCAAAAUGUCGCGUGCUGGACCUCCACCAGGAUGCUGACUUUUCAACAUCUAUGAUAUCUACUUCCUUUUGAUGGGACUUUUCUGCGCGUUUGUUCUUUUAUAUUGUUAUUCUGCUCCAUUUUGUUCACAACCCAAAAAUAAAAUAAGUCUAUUAGAGAACAUGAGCAGUUUUCUCAAGCAUGUCGGUUUGCUAAUGCACCAGAAACAUCUGUUUAUCCCUUUAACAAACAGACAAGUCACUAUCUUCCUCACAUAAAAAAAAAUCUGUCUUUUCUUUUUUCUUUUUCUUUUUUACUGAUAUUUGGGACAACCAUCUCUUGAUUUUACUCAGUCCGUUGUUAUGUUUGUUGUGUGCAACAUCUUGGAUUAAAACCAGUCCGACUGUCCUUUAUUCUGGAGCAAAUAUGUUGUAUAUAGUGUAUAUGCAUUCUAUUGUAAAAUGUUUUUGUUCUUAAUAAAAACAACAUGUGGUUGUGGAACUAUGAA